AUGAACACAUCAUGCCAUGCAACAAUCCUAAGCAAGAAGCAGGCCAAGAAGGAAGAGAAGAUGCUGACCAGAGAGCUGCAGCUCGUUACCCAAGAGAGAAAUCUUCUAAGAGAACGCCUGAUGUAUGUCACAGAGGGAGCCAUGAAUAAGAGGCCCUACUAUACACCAAAUCCAUUCUAUGAAAAAUUGAAGUUAAAAGAGAAGGAGAUCAUGUCAUUUCUACAAAACUUAGAGAUGGAGAACAUUGAGGCCCGACAGAAAUUCGAGGAGCACAAGAAGGAGAUCAACUUCUAUCGGAACCUGGAGAGCUGCCUCCUGAUACAGAAAGACAUUAUGAAUAAGAGGUUGGCCGAACUGAAGCAGGAGAACAAGGAAGUACAUGCUGAUUGGACCAUCAUUCAGCAAUACCUGAUUGACUUGAAUCUGAGUGAUAAAUUCGAAAAGGAGAAGGCCAGAAUUCUCCAGGACCAACAACAUCAGGUCUCCAAAACUGUAGCAAAAGCUGAAAUUUCCACAGCCCAGGAAGAGGGCCUACUGCAGAAUGAGUUGCCACCUCAGGAGCCCCCUGCUGAGCUCCAUUCUCAACAACCAAAAAAACUCCUUGGAGGAAUCUUCUUCUACAUAAUUCAAUUCCUUAUGGUCCUCUGGCUUUUACGAGCUGAUUCUUAUGGAGAAAGAGUCAUCAGUAGCACAAUGGGAACAAGUCAGUGUCUAGAGCAUACAUUGAUAGACAUGUUUGCCCGAAACAGAAAACUUUUUCGGAGAACCAAUGUGGAUGCAAGAGAGAUAAGAGAGAGGAGGAAGGAAGCUGGUCUUUCAUCUGAGAGUAAUGAAGGACAAAAGAGGUGGUCAUGGAGAAUGUGGAGGGCUGGCAGGCAGACCUCAUCCCAUGCAACUGUCCUAAGCAAGAAGCAGGCCAAGGAGGGAGAGGAGAGGCUGACCAGAGAGCUGCAGCUCAUUACCCAAGAGAGAAAUGAGCUGAGAGAUCGCUUGAUCUAUGUCACAGAGGGAGCCAUGAACAAGAGGCCAUACUACACACCAAAUCCAUUAUAUGAAAAACUGAAGUUAAAGGAGAAGGAGAUUAUGACAUUUCUACACACCUUAGAGAAGGAGAAUAUUGAGGCCAAACAGACCUUCCAGGAUCUCAAGAAGGAGAUUAACUUCUAUCGCAACCUGCACAGCCGGCUCCUGAUGCAGAAGAACAUUUUGAAUAAGAGAUUGGUUACACUGAAGCAGGAGAACAAGGAAGUACAUGCUGAUUGGACCAUCAUUCAGCAAUACCUGAUUGACUUGAACCUGAAUCAUAAAGAUGAACAGGACAAGACCAGCAUCCUCCAGGGCCAACAACAUCAGGAUGCAGAGAGUGUAGCAAGAGCUGAAAUUUCCAUAGCCCAGGAAGUGGGCCUCCUGCAGAAUGAGUUGCCACCUCAGGAAGACACUGCUGAGCUCUAUCCUCAACAGCCACAAAAUACCUUGGAUGAGUCUUCUACCACAUAA
Apodemus sylvaticus (European woodmouse) is the source of this 1497-nucleotide messenger RNA. RefSeq lists its product as uncharacterized. The coding region runs from base 1 to 1497 and encodes 498 amino acids. The transcript has 10 exons. NCBI's taxonomy places the organism in Eukaryota, Metazoa, Chordata, Mammalia, Rodentia, Muridae. The record is from RefSeq and is a predicted model, not a curated record.